GGGGGAGAAGGAGCGGGAAUUGGCGAGUCGGGUACUGGUGUUGGCGGCGACGAAUAUGCCGUGGGCAAUUGACGAGGCGGCGAGACGGCGGUUUGUAAGGAGGCAGUAUAUCCCGUUGCCCGAGAAAGAGACGCGGGAGGUGCAGAUGAGGGGGUUGUUGAGCCAUCAGAAGCAUGGGUUGAGCGACGAAGACAUCGCGAAGCUAGUGGAGAGAUCUGAGGGGUACUCGGGCUCCGACAUCACGGCGCUUGCGAAGGAUGCCGCCAUGGGUCCGCUCCGCAGCCUGGGCGAGCGGCUGCUGGAAAUGACGAUGGAUGAGAUCCGGCCGAUUCAGUUCGAGGACUUCGAGGCGAGUUUGGCGGCGAUCAAGCCGAGCGUGACGACGCGGGGACUGCAGCAAUUCGAGGAGUGGGCUAACGAGUUUGGCGAGCGGGGGUCAUAGAGAACGUGGAUGCAUGCAUAGUUAAGUACGGGACAUCAACUUGGUAUAAGGGGUGGUGUUUUGAGAUGUCCUCGCCUGAUUGAUACUGUAUAGUAAACACUAUGGACUUUACUUGUCCACCAUCCUUGGAUGGCCCUUUCACAAGAAUAAAAGAGAUCACUUUUGCAUUUGCUUUUAAA
Messenger RNA from Eremomyces bilateralis CBS 781.70, 621 nucleotides. RefSeq names its product AAA-domain-containing protein. The record is from RefSeq and is a predicted model, not a curated record. The transcript is spliced from 2 exons. The coding region runs from base 56 to 442 and encodes 128 amino acids. NCBI's taxonomy places the organism in Eukaryota, Fungi, Ascomycota, Dothideomycetes, Eremomycetales, Eremomycetaceae. Gene Ontology annotation, molecular function: ATP hydrolysis activity.